CUGCAUUUAUUUUUUCUGUGUUCCUGUCUAUCCUCGCACCAUUUUGCGCGAGAGAUGAAGAGAGAGAACACACAGGAGAAGAAGGGGAGAGUUUCUUGCAUAUUUUCUUAGCUGUUACUCAUUCUAACUGGCAAAGUGAAGUUCUAAUACCCUCACAAAUCGCCUCAAACCAUGUACUCAUUCCUUCAUUAACGCUUACUUCUUCUUCUCUCUCUCUCAUUUAUAGCUAUUUAAAUAUAUUCAUUCCCCACUUAUUCUCAAACUCUCUCUCUCUCCGUAAGCUGGGAUCUCAAAUUGAAGCCACGUUUUGAAGCUGAAAGGAGCUCAACCAGUUUUCACAAUUCUUUCUAAUAUUGUAGCUGGGGAGUUGGGGAUGAUAACGUGUAUAGCUUGUUCAAGGCAGCUUAACGAUGGAUCUCUGCACCAGAGAGAAAGGGAAGAGGAUGAUGCUAUGGAGACGCCUAGGACUAAGCAGGCCAUCAAGGCUAUUACUGCUCAGAUAAAGGACAUGGCAAUAAAGGCAUCAGGAGCAUACAGAAACUGCAAGCCUUGUUCUGGACAUCCAAAUAAAAAUCAUAAUGGGAACUAUGCUGAUUCUGAUGCUGCAUCGGAGUCAGCAAGAUUUCACUGCUCAUAUCGUAGAACAGGGAGUUCUAAUUCAACCCCGAGAAUGUGGGGGAAAGAGAUGGAGGCAAGACUGAAAGGGUUAUCAAGUGGUGAAGGAACACCUGCAUCAGUUAGUGGGCGAACAGAGUCUGUGGUGUUUAUGGAGGAAGAUGAGCCUAAGGAAUGGGUUGCACAAGUAGAACCUGGUGUGCUUAUCACCUUUGUUUCUUUGCCUCAGGGUGGGAAUGAUCUCAAGCGGAUUCGUUUCAGUCGUGAAAUGUUCAACAAAUGGCAAGCUCAAAGAUGGUGGGCAGAGAACUACGACAAGCUCAUGGAACUAUAUAAUGUCCAACGGUUCAAUCAGCAAGCAGUCCCACUUCCUACUCCACCACGAUCUGAAGAUGAGAGCUCAAAGCCUGAAUCUGCCAAGGACAGCCCUGUGACUCCACCACUAGGCAAAGAACGCCCUCGCAAUUUCUACCGCUCAACAGGAAUGGGCUAUUCUUCAUCAGAUUCACUUGACCAUCAACCUAUUCAGUCCCGUCAAUAUUAUGAAUCAGCAGCUCUUGCUUCAACCCCAAAGCUCUCAAGCAUCAGUGGGGCUAAAACCGAGGCAUCAUCAGUAGGGGGUUCUGCUAGGACUAGUUCAUCAAGAGAGGCAGAUCACUCAGGAGAGCUUUCCAUCAGUAAUGCUAGUGAUAUGGAGACUGAAUGGGUUGAACAAGAUGAACCAGGAGUGUACAUCACAAUUAGAGCACUGCCAGGCGGCACUCGAGAGCUUAGACGUGUCAGGUUCAGCCGGGAAAGGUUUGGAGAAAUGCAUGCAAGGUUGUGGUGGGAAGAGAACCGAGCCAGGAUACAAGAACAGUACUUAUGAUUUUAGCAAACUGAUGGGGUGGUGCUCAGAAAUGGUGUUUAAAGUUGUAGUCCUUUCUACUGAUAUAGCUAAACAUUCUAUGGCAUAGAGACUUCAUUGGCAAAGCUUAUCUCGACUGCACGUCUGCACCCAGGCCAUUUAGUCUAUCUUCCUUGAUUCUUUUACCUUUGGUUAACUUUUUCCUUUGCCUUUUAAUUUCAGGUGAAUGAUGUGCAAUUUUUUUUGAUGCCUUUUAGUUUGGCUAAAGGGUGAAGAGUUAGAAAGCUGGUGGAAAAUGUUAAUUAUGAUGUUCAUACUUGUCUUUUUAGUAAUAUACUCCCUCUUAAGACUUAAGACUGGUCUCAUUUA
Molecule: messenger RNA, 1831 nt
Organism: Hevea brasiliensis (rubber tree)
Lineage: Eukaryota; Viridiplantae; Streptophyta; Magnoliopsida; Malpighiales; Euphorbiaceae
Product: protein Brevis radix-like 2
Exons: 6
Coding region: 374-1483 (369 amino acids)
Source: RefSeq, a predicted model, not a curated record